UAUUCGAGCAACGAUAUCGAGUUGGAGGCUUGGCCUCUUGAACUGACCGAGCCGGAUUGCACCACUGUGCGCGAUGGCAGAAAAGCUCUUGCUAAGGACACGCAGCGCCUACAUGUUCUGAAUCAACAUUACCGCAGGCUAUACUCGGGAAGCUUUCUGGGAGGCAUUUUGGACGAAUCUCGUGAACCAUCACUGCGUGUCCGAAGUGAUGAAGGGCCUGCGGGUUCGGACGUCCUGAUAACUGGAGAUUGGGGGAGAACUGGAGAAUGGAAGAAGGCUGUGCAGCGCAGUGUAAUGGAGCUUGAUGGAGUCGCUCCGAUGGGUGACAAGGCGAUGGCUUCCGUAUUGGAGCGACCCCCGAGUCCCGUCAUCCAAUGGGCCAUCCACGACCAGAAUGGCAUGAAACAUUGCCAGGCUCGCCAACCCAUGCAGCCAUCCCCGAAAGCCCAAGCUUUCGUCUACUGCACUGCACACAUAGCGUACGAUUCGACCACCCAAAAGCUCCAGUCCGUCUCCUGUGAUCUAGUGUAUCCUCCCAUGAGUCCCAUGGCACCUGUCUUGAUUCAGUACCCGGACACCCGCGGGGGGAGCCUGGCACACCCAUUCACUCAACUGGCAACAAAAUGGAGCUUGGCUAUGCCUUACCCCUUAAAGGCUGCAACUGCCGAAGCCUCGCAAUUGGCGUUUAGGCGCAUGACUUCCCUACGACUCAACGAAGGGGACAACGAAGGGGACCACGACGUUCAGACGGCAUGA
Molecule: messenger RNA, 756 nt
Organism: Colletotrichum paranaense
Lineage: Eukaryota; Fungi; Ascomycota; Sordariomycetes; Glomerellales; Glomerellaceae
Exons: 2
Source: RefSeq, a predicted model, not a curated record